GUUCUGUUAUGAAAUCUAAUGCAGGCGACAUUUGUGUUGUGGUGUACUUCGUGAGUCAUUUCUCAAUGAUCUUGUUCUAGACUGUUUGUAAACCGAUUAUGGCUACGUUUGCUGGUCUUGUGCCGCACACAAACCCUCAGGACAACAGGCCGGAGCUCUACGAGGAAGUCCGCCUUUACAGAACUUCAAGAGAAAGAGAAAAGUAUGAUAACAUGGCAGACCUGUACGCUGUCAUCAACACACUGCAGUGCUUGGAAAAAGCCUACAUUAAGGACUGCGUAACAGCAAAGGAGUAUACCGCAGCAUGUUCAAAGCUUCUUGUGCAGUACAAGUCAGCGUUCAAGCAAGUGCAGAGUGAGGAAUUUCCGUCGGUCGAAUCAUUUAUGAAAAAAUUUAGGCUGGAUUGCCCUGCGGCUAUGGAACGAAUCAAAGAGGAUAGACCAAUCACGAUCAAAGAUGACAAAGGAAAUACGAGCAAGUGCAUCGCGGAUAUUGUUUCUCUCUUCAUCACGAUCAUCGACAAACUUCGACUGGAAAUUAAGUCAAUGGAUGAGCUUCAUCCUGAACUUCGAGAAUUGUGUGAAACGAUGAACCGACUUAGUCUGAUUCCUGCUGACUUUGAAGGCAAGGCUAAAGUGGAUGAAUGGUUGCAAACAAUGUCAUCUAUGGCAGCUUCUGAUGAGCUCAACGAAAGCCAAGUGCGGCAACUUAUCUUCGAUCUGGAGUCUUCUUACAAUGCCUUUAACAGGAUCCUGCACAAUUCCACGUAGCCUAGGUUUUCUUGAAAGCACUGUCUUGUAUACAAAUAUAAAUACACGGAGGAGGUCUUAUAUUAAAAAAAUUGUGCUUCAGUGCAACGAAAAAAGAAAAAAAAAGCCUGUUUGUGUGGUUGUUCCCGAAUUGAAGUUUGACCUCAGACAUUAACA
Ornithodoros turicata is the source of this 926-nucleotide messenger RNA. It is a transcript of the gene Vps28, whose product is annotated as vacuolar protein sorting-associated protein 28 homolog. The record is from RefSeq and is a predicted model, not a curated record. The transcript is spliced from 8 exons. Gene Ontology annotation, cellular component: ESCRT I complex. Lineage: Eukaryota; Metazoa; Arthropoda; Arachnida; Ixodida; Argasidae. Gene Ontology annotation, biological process: protein transport to vacuole involved in ubiquitin-dependent protein catabolic process via the multivesicular body sorting pathway. Gene Ontology annotation, molecular function: protein-containing complex binding. The coding region runs from base 99 to 770 and encodes 223 amino acids.